Molecule: messenger RNA, 1672 nt
Organism: Limulus polyphemus (Atlantic horseshoe crab)
Lineage: Eukaryota; Metazoa; Arthropoda; Merostomata; Xiphosura; Limulidae
Product: apoptosis regulator Bcl-2-like
Exons: 2
Coding region: 114-722 (202 amino acids)
Biological process (GO): intrinsic apoptotic signaling pathway in response to DNA damage; negative regulation of intrinsic apoptotic signaling pathway; extrinsic apoptotic signaling pathway in absence of ligand
Cellular component (GO): mitochondrial outer membrane
Molecular function (GO): protein homodimerization activity; protein heterodimerization activity
Source: RefSeq, a predicted model, not a curated record
UAACUACGCAGAUAAUCGGAAAGGUAUUGGAGUGAAAAGUGUGUAACUAAGCUUGUUCCAUGAUCAUGAAAGCUUUGUAGUUUUUAUUUAUAUCACUCGUACAUCUCACGAUUAUGGCUAAUUGUAACGGUUAUAGGUCUACCUCGAAUUCUGAAAGUGAAAAUGAUGUAUAUUAUUUAGCUGCUGAUUAUCUAAAAUUCCAUUUGAGUCGCAAAGGGCUGGAAUGUUCGUUAUGUCCUGAUAGUGAUAGGCUUACCAUGAGAAUAGGCGAGAAGGUUCGUAUGAAAAUUCGUUCGCUCGGCGAGGAUAUGGAUAAACAAUUUUGCGAGCAAUUUGCUGAAAUACGUAGCAAGUUGGAUAUUACACAGUCUUCAUUACAAACGGCUUUUUUUGGAGUGAUUAAUGAGCUUUUUAGUGAGGGGAUUAAAUGGUCAAAUAUUAUUACCCUCUUCGUAUUUUCUGGUGAGAUGGCAGUAAAUUGUAUUGAAAAAGGAUGGCAUCAUCAUGUGAAUAACAUAGCUUGGUGGCUCACCACAUACAUAUGUGACAAUCUCCUAGGGUGGGUUGAUGAUCAUGGUGGCUGGGAUGGACUGGUUGAAUAUGCAGAGAAUAGAGAAGAGCAAAAAAGUGACUCCUCCUGGCCAGUUUUUAAGAAGAUUUGUGGAGUAGCUGCUGGUAUUGGAGCUUUGACCCUUGGAGCUAUCCUUGCAUCCAAAUCAUAAAAUGCAAUGUACAAACAGAACAGAACAGAAACUGUAUGUAUAAGUGUGCUUUCCUUAUUCACCUAGAAGCACGCUUUCAAUUCUACAGUAGCUGUUUAUAGUGUAACAACUUCAAGUAUUGAAAAAUGUGUACUUUGCUAUCUGGGAAGCUUGAUCCUCCACAUGGACUAAUCCAUUUGAAACUGCAUUGGUGGCCUAAAAUAAUAGACUUGUUUGUGUGGUUAGUGCAAGAGGAAUCCUGUAAAACUAUCUGAGACAAUGGACUGGCUAAAGAAUUGAAGGAGGAGAACUUUAGAACUUUCUUUCCUCUGAUAUGAAAAUUGAAGAAUCUCUAAAACUGCUUACUCAAGGUUUUUCUUUAGUUCUUGAGCUUAAUCGAUUUUGUGGAAUACCUAGUAGUGUAUCUAAUUUCUGUAAAAAUUGUUGUUUCAGUCGAACUUUACGCAGAGUAGAUAUAGUAGAUUUGUGGACAUUAAUGAACUGCAACUACUCAUUAAAUGAAAAGUGGACAACAUUUUGGCUUCUAUACUGAGGUCUUCUUAGGAAAAAGCCUCAGUACAGAAGCCAAAACGUUGUCCCCCUUUCAUUCAAUGAGCGGUUGUUAUCAGUUAAAGUCCUCAAACCUGUAAAAAAAAAAGUGUUUUAAGUAUUAGGUAAGUCUACCUUCUUUGAAAGAUAAUUCCAUGUGCUUAUAGUAAAAGCUCUGAUUGUAGUUUAAGAUAUGUGCUUUUUAUUAGGAGGUUCUUUUAAUGAUACAUAUAAUUGGAAUAAAUAAACUUUGUUUCAAUGUAACCUUUCACAGUGUUUGAAAAUUCCUAGUCACAAACAACUGAUUUUGAGUUGAUGUUCCUUUCAAAUCUGGAAAUUUACUUUUCUUGUACCUGUCAUAAAUAUGUACCUAAAGCUAGGAUAACAAUUUGAAUAUUACAUAAAUAUAUUUGAAAGAUGAA